This is a messenger RNA of Vitrella brassicaformis, 1976 nucleotides long. The record is from the annotation of a GenBank genome assembly. NCBI's taxonomy places the organism in Eukaryota, Vitrellaceae.
GGGAAAGGCAAGCCGGGCCUGCGAGCUGAGCUCGCAGCAGUGCAGGAUGGACGCUCCAAAGGCUGAGCGGUGCAAAAGGAAGUGGGAUCUGCACGAGAAGAUGGCCCCGGUCCACAUGCAUUCGUUGUUUGUGUGCAGGCUUCGGCAGGCUCAUGACGUCGACAGAAUCGCCCUCCUGGAGGGAGGUAAGGUUCAUCCAGACGCGGAGUGUCUGCGCUGACCCUCAGAGAGUCUCCAUUGUGUCAUACUUUGCUAUGUGCAGAACUCCAGCGGCAGUGCAGACUCAGCCAAAGCCUCAUGCACGCGCUCUACCUCGGGUAUGUCAUCUUGAGUCAAUUGAUGCAACAAGACAAACAAGUGGCCAUCCAUUGCAAAGCUGCAUGCCGUCUCUGUCUCUCAUUACUGUCGUCUGCGUUAGAUCCACAAGCAUCCCUCUGCUCUUCUUCCAGCCCGGUGGAGAAAGAGAGGACGCCGAGCGCCACCCGAAAGAGUUUGUACCGUCCUUUGUCUCGCCUUCCUUCCCCUUCAUCCCUCCUGUCGGCUGGCCUGGCGAGUUAUCGCAUGAUCAACAGAAACCCUCCUUACUGUCCUCUCCGCAAAGCCCAGCAUCUCCUGUCGACCGUUGUGAAGAGGAGCAGCGAGACAGCUGUGGGGCUGAGGACGGCGAAUGGACGGCUUUCCAUCGUCAAGAGAGGGACGGUGAGACAGAUAUGGCGGGCCCGUCCAUCGUCCUGUGGCGAGACAAUGACGAUGGCGAUGGCUAUGAGGAGGGGGAGGAGAAGGACUGGCAGACAGACCUGGCGAGAGGGAUGCGGAAGCUGUCGGAAUGGCUGCAUGACAUUAAUCCUUCACUGAGACAGGGACGUGGUGCGGGGAGGACACACGCUGGUACAAGCCUCAGGAGCUCCCCCUCAAUGUCCAACGCGUCCGUCCGCCUGCCUCCUAGAGCUGGUGGGAUGAGCAGAACGGGAUCGGUCAUGUCGGUGCACUCGAGACUGCUGCAGUCGACGAUCAGCAGUCGAGCAAGAGAGGUGGAAGGGGAGGCGAGACGGUCGCGUGUGCAUCCGAGGAUGCUGCGAAGUGAGGAAGCACUCAAUGUAAGGAGCGUACGGCUCUAUCAGUGAGGAAGGCGGGAGACAUGCUCAUCUGUGUCCUUUUCAGGACAUGACGAGAGAGAUCAAGGAGCUGGUGGUCGAGCUGAAGAACACGCUGAAGCACACAGCGGCCAAGGAAAGAGUGCUGUAUGAAUUGGAAGAACAGCUGAAGGCAAAAGCAGACAUCCUCGAUAACAUAACAGCAGAUCUUCGUCAGGUCUCCCAGUCGCAAUCGAGGACGCGCCUUCGGCAAUCCCCUCCCUCACAGCCAGCAGCCGGGCCAGGCUCGAUUAUGCGGAUGCAAGCUCCCUGUUCGACGUCUCUCGGUCCUGACGAAAGAGUGGGGCGGCCACAACCUCCCUUGCAGGACAGCGGGUCACGCCCCGUGUCUCCGCCGACCGACAAACGCCCCGUCGUCUCUGCCGCAGUUCCGCAGACGUUGCCUUCCCCCUCACUACCGUCCAUCGACAGCUCACUGCUCCAGUCUGUGACGAGAAUGCGAGGCGUCGAUGGCGAGGGUGCGUUUCAGCCACACGCCAGGCUGCCGCCUCCGACAUCCGCCGAGUCAGCCUCUGGCGGCGAUCGGCGAUCUCCUAUGAGAUUGCCGCAUUCGCCCAACAUUGCAUGUACGGCAGCUGUCAGAACGGUGAACGUUCAUACCAAGUCAGACGAUGGGAAGACAGCGGAGGCUAGGGGACGAGCCAGUCAAUAAGAAACAUCAAUUGAAGGUGGCUGACGAAUUAUGAUUUCUUUCACCGUCAGGGAGCUGGCAGGACGUGUCGUGAAGCGAAAACGCCCCGUCUUGGCCUCGUCGUCAGAGCCCAAGCAUCGCACAUCCAUCUGAGGACAUCACACGCAUUUUUGCUGGGGGCCAACGAGCCU